AUAUAACCCGGCCCUCAGUGAUGUCGUGCCCCGUCGCAUUCCGACAUGUCUGACCUGCAAGAGAAGAUAAUCGAACUCGGAUUUCAAUUAUUUUCCAUCAAGCUGUACUGGGUCGCCGCCUCCGCUUGGUGGUUUUACGAGUAUUUCCUCACCUUUGAUGACGAGGUUAAUUAUGCUUGGAAGGGCAGAAAGACGCCGGUUUUCUGGCUAUUUAUCUUGGCGAGCUCCCCCGAUUGGGUCAUUUCGAAUGCUGCUAAUGUCCCUCGAAGAAUCGCUAUCUCGCUCCCUGCUACAUUUCGAUACGGAUUCAUGGAGACGUUUGAGACCGUCACACUCACGACCACUGCCCAGCUAUUCAUCGCCCUCCGAGUGUACGCUAUCACCGCGAAACAUCAAUUAUUCCCCGCCUUCACGAUCCUGGUCCUCCUUGCUCAGUGGGGAAUCGCGAUAUAUGCCAUGUCGCAAUCGAGUCUGGGAACUGACCAAGUAGCUCUCCUGCUCCCAGUCCGCCGUGACAUCGAUUCCUCGGUGGCGGCAACGAUACCCGCUUUGCCCGUUUUGCCAACGAUCGAUCCAUAUCAUAUCUGCAUUUUCAUCUCGACACUCACUGUGACACCGUACGUGAAAGCCUUCCUGGGCCUGGCCUUGGCGUACGAUACCAUCGCCUUCCUCGUGAUCUUCGGUGUCACACUGCGCCGCCAGCGCUCGUACAAGCUCUUGCCCAUCAUCCAAGUCAUUCAGCGGGAUGGGAUCAUGUACUUCCUCAUCCUCUUCAGCUCGAACCUGCUCUGGGUGCUGCUAAUUCAAUACGCUCCGCCAGCCCUCAAGUUCCUUCACAACCAGCCGGCCAUGCUUGUUUCGUCGGUGAUGAUAACCCGCAUCACAUUGAAUCUGAAGAAGGCAAGCCAGUCGCAGACGGUGAUUUCAUGGGGCGUGCACACAUUUGAAGCAACGCCGUGGCAAGCGCUGGGAUCGAAUGCCACUGAGCUUAGCACAUUCCGGGCAGCAAGGAAGAGGUCAAACAACGAGGGCUCCGAGACUAUGUACUAAUCAGUUAAUAUUUUGCUAUUUAUUUAUUGCUAUUUAAUGCAUGAUUCCGGGGCAGAUUUCAGGCGAACCAGGGCGAACCCAACUCCUCAUAUGUACUUAAAACACUGGAAAAUCCUCCGCAUGCAUUAAGUGUGCCUGUGUGAUCUACGGUUUAGAAAUAUAUAAUCUACUGGUGAAAAG
Molecule: messenger RNA, 1230 nt
Organism: Mycena citricolor
Lineage: Eukaryota; Fungi; Basidiomycota; Agaricomycetes; Agaricales; Mycenaceae
Source: the annotation of a GenBank genome assembly